This is a messenger RNA of Actinia tenebrosa (Australian red waratah sea anemone), 3960 nucleotides long. RefSeq lists its product as uncharacterized. The record is from RefSeq and is a predicted model, not a curated record. Lineage: Eukaryota; Metazoa; Cnidaria; Anthozoa; Actiniaria; Actiniidae.
AUGGCGUCUUUUGGAAAAAUAGAGCAGUUUAAUGGACAAGAAGCGGAAUUUGAAGAAUAUGUAGAGAGGCUGGAGCAGUAUUUUGAGGCGAAUGACCUGGGCGAAUUAACCCUGAAUGGAGAUGGUUCAAACGAGGCAGACGUUGAAGCCCGUUUAAGGAAAAGACGUGCUAUUGGCCCUGCGACAUACUCAGCCCUACGAAACAUAAUUUCUCCUAGCAAACCAGCGGAGAAAACGUAUGAAGAGUUGGUAGCGGUCUUACGAAACCGUUUUGCACCGACAAAAUCCGAGACAGUACAAAGGUACAAAUUUCAUUCACGUAUACGAAGAGAAGGAGAGAAAAUAGCCGAUUACGUAGCUGUCCUGAGGAAAACCGCCGAAACUUGCAAUUUUGGUGAUAGUCUACAUGAUAUGCUGAGAGACCGACUCGUGUGUGGAAUUAAGAACGAGAAAAUUCAAAACCGACUACUCGUGGAGUCUGACCUCACUUUCGCCAAAGCCUACAAGAUAGCCAUUGCUCAAGAAACCGCGGCUGAGGAGGCCACAGCAUUGCAAGACAGCCUCAGACCUAGCCUUUCAGUAAACAGAGUACAGAACAAGAAAGAUAAGGCCGGAGAUAAGCCCACGACCGUUUCCGAGAAAGGAAAUCAAAAGAAAUGCUUCAAGUGUGGUUCAAAGGACCACUUGGCACCGAAAUGCCAACGGCCAGCUCAUAUAACAUGCAACUAUUGUAAAAAGAAAGGCCACUUGGAGAGAGUUUGCCUCUCGAAAUAUCCAAAGGUAGCUGGAGUGCAGACAAAUCUUGUGAAUACACAAGAGAGCCCCGAAAAUUCCGACAGUGAACCAGUUGAGAAUUACAAGCCUUUGUACCACAUAGAUUCGCCACAAGAUGGAUCCCCAAUCCGUGUUGAAGUAACACUCAAUGAUAUGCCUGUUAGUUUCCAACUAGACACAGGAGCCGGGGUGUCCCUAAUGAAUUAUGACGAUUUUAAGAAGUACUUUAAUGAUGCUCACCUUAUGCCUUCCAGUUCCAAGUUACGCUCAUACACAGGUAAUCCUAUUGGAGUUUGCGGCGAAAGGUUAGUCUCAGUUAAAAUUGGAAACCAAUAUGCUAACCUGCCACUUGUCAUUGCUGAUGGUCAAGAUCCCCCACUUCUUGGAAGAAACUGGUUGUUGAAGCUGAGACUACCUUGGGAAAACAUCUUUUCGGUCCUAAACCCUGAGCCUGAGCCGCCACAAUUAUCAAAGCUGCUACAAGAACACGAAGAAUUGUUUAAACCAGGAGUUGGGUGCCUAAAGGACUUUGAAGCACAUAUCGAAUUAAAAGAGAGUGCACAACCUGUAUUUUGCAAGUCCAGAGCUUUACCUUUUGCCAUGAAAAAGAGAGUUGAGGAGGAGCUCAACAGACUGGAGAAAGAUGAAGUGAUCAGAAAGGUGCAGCACUCUGACUGGGCUGCACCAGUGGUACCAGUGGUUAAACCUUCUGGAGCUAUACGGCUCUGUGGUGACUACAAGUCCACAGUAAACAAGUCAGCUAAGAUGGAUAGAUAUCCUUUGCCUUUGGUGAAGGAGAUUUUUGCUAGCCUAGCUGGGGGACAGAAGUUUACAAAGCUGGACUUAUCUGAGGCAUACCACCAAAUAGCCUUAGAUGAUGCUACUAAGAAAUUGACAACCAUUAACACACACUGUGGCCUCUACGAGUACCUCUGCCUACCAUAUGGUAUUAAUUCUGCCGUUGGUAUUUUCCAACGUGCUAUGGAAAAUAUCAUGAAAGGACUGCCUGGAGUGACGGUCUACAUGGACGACCUGCUGGUGACUGGUAAGGAUGAUGAGGAACACCUAGUAAACCUGAAGGGUGCUUUGACGAGACUACUAGAUAAUGGUCUGAAACUUAAAGAGUCUAAGUGCAAGUACCUGUUGUCGGAAGUGGAGUACCUUGGCUAUAAAGUAUCAUCUGCUGGAAUUCAACCUACAGGAUCGAAGGUAAAGGCCAUUAAGGAGGCACCUAGGCCAACCAAUGUGAAUGAACUCAGGUCAUUUAUUGGCCUUGUGAACUACUAUGCAAGGUUCCUGCCUAACCUAGCUAGUAGCCUGGCCCCAUUGUAUGAUCUGCUGAAAAAGGAUGUGAAAUGGAGAUGGGGAAGUAACCAUGAAUCUACUUUCAGAAGGAUAAAGGAGGAGAUGUCUGAACAUGCAUUGUUAGCUCACUAUGAUCAAAAUGCUGAACUUUUGCUAGCCUGUGACGCGUCGUCAACAGGGGUGGGCGCAGUCCUUCAACAAAGAACACCAGAUGGAGACCUAAAACCCGUUGUUUUUGCCUCUAGGAGCCUCACGCCCACUGAAAGAAACUACGCACAAAUAGAGCGGGAAGCCCUGGAUCAUCAACCACUGGUCAAAUUGUUUGGUGAACACAGUGGAAUUCCACAACUUGCUGCAGCUAGAAUAAAGAGAUGGGCCAUUAUUUUGUCCGCUUACAGUUACCAAGUUAAGUACAUCGCAUCCAAAGAGAAUGUUUGUGCUGACUACCUCUCUAGAUCUCCUAUCCAGGAGACACCCACUGAGCAUGAAAUGGAGCAUGAGGAGGUACUGUCAAUAGACAUUAAUGCACUGAGUGGAAUACCACUUAGAAUUGUUGCCAUAGAAACAAGCAGUGACUCAUGCCUCUCCAAAGUACUGCAGCUGACCAAAGAAGGAUGGCCUAACUGCUGUCCAAAUGAGGAAUUGAGACCUUUCUUCACAAAGAAGGAUAAAUUCUCCGUCGAGCAAGGAUGCUUGUUGUGGUCUAACAGAAUGAUCAUACCCCCUGUACUCAGACCUAACCUACUACUUGACCUUCAUGAGGAACACAUGGGAACAGUUAGGAUGAAAGCCCUGGCCAGGCAGCAUUUCUGGUGGCCAAAGCUAGACACCGCUAUUGAAGCGAUUACAAAACAAUGCCCCUGCUGUCAAGAAAAUGCUCCCAAACCCACCAGCCCUCCUGUAGCUGCAUGGAACUGGCCGUCAGGUCCUUGGAAGAGGUUACACCUGGACUUCGCUGGCCCGUUUAUGGGUCGCAUGUUCCUAAUAGUUGUAGACUCCUACUCCAAGUGGUUGGAGGUUUUACCUAUGGGUUCCACUACAGCUCAAGCUACCCUACUACAGCUACGUAAGUUGUUCGCCACGUUUGGAAUUCCAGAACACAUUGUCACGGACAAUGGGCCACAAUUCACUUGCGGCGAGUUUCAAGAGUUCAUGCUGAGAAACAACAUAAAACAUACUCUUACACCACCAGGACACCCUGCGUCAAACGGAAUGGCCGAAAGGUAUGUUCAGCAUUUCAAGUCUCACAUGAAGAAGAUGAAAGACAAUGGAAGUACUCUAGAAGAAAAUCUUGCUCGGUUUCUCCUAUCUUACCGCACAACUCCUCACUCUGCUACUGGCGACACACCUAGCCACCUGCUCAUGAAACGUCAGCUGCGAACACGGUUCUCUAACCUGAGACCUGGGCUUGUCAGUGACAAGGAACAGUCUGUGUUUGAGAAAAAUUGUAAGUGCGAACCAAGAUUCAAGGUUGGAGAUGCUGUUUUCGUGCUGAAUCUUCGUAGUGGACCACGCUGGUUACCAGGUACUGUGAUUGAUGUGCUGCAGCGCUCAUACUACAUCCAAGUGGAUGAACACGUCUACAAGCGGCAUGAAGACCAGUUGAGGCCCAGGAUGCUUGACAUGAAGGUUAGGCCAGAAGCUGACAGAAACUUAGAACCCCUGCUACAAACUCCAGUGCCUCUAGAAACAGCCGCAACCCCAGUAAUGGGUAAAACACUAAAGACCUCAGCUCGAGCUCCAUUUCAACCAGCCGAGUCUCCUCAUAAAGAAAAGGAACCUAGCAUGAGUGAAGUGCCCAAGAUGGAGGAAGAACAACCUCCCGGACUAAGAAGAAACCCAGAGAGACAGAGAAGGCCUCCACUUCGUUAUAGGGAAUGA